UGGGUGCUCACAAAAGGGUGCUCUGGCUGUCCGACAAUCCCUGCACAGCCCAUGCCACUGAGCUCUUAGCAACGACAGAACCCCACAGGUGCAGCUGGCAGAGGUGACAGAAGGAGACUCAGACAGCAGUGUGACCCAGGUGAUGACUUACAUGACAUUGCCAGAAUUCCAAGAGGGAUCUUCAUCACCACCAUCAGCCAACCCAACAAAAAAACGUAAACAAAUCUGAGAAGUAAAUGAUUCCUCUCCAGCUCCACCACACGCACUGCCACAGAAGCCUGGACAGUCAGGAGCUCCAGCUGACCACACAGCGAGCGCUCCAGGCACCGGGCCACUGGACUGGGAUCACCACACGGUGAAGGCUGUGAGGAAGCACUUCCGGCCGGUGCCAGCCUGAUCCUCUCCUCGCCAGCACUGCGGCCGCCCGGCUGGCCUCAUGGAGAAAGUGCAGUACCUGACACGCUCCGCCAUCCGGAGGGCCUCGACCAUCGAGAUGCCGCAGCAGGCGCGCCAGAACCUCCAGAACCUCUUCAUCAACUUCUGCCUCAUCCUCAUCUGCCUGCUGCUCAUCUGCAUCAUCGUCAUGCUGCUCUGAGCCGCCCCCAAGGAGGGAGGAAGUGGCCGCUCCUCGCGCAGAGCUCCCAGCGAGGAGCGGCCCAGGUUAACAGGAGGUGGGAGCACAGACCCAGCUCGGCAAGCACAGCCAACCUUCGCUUCCUGGCGACCAGCGCGCUGUGAGGCGCCUGCCGACCGCUUCCCAUGGCCUGCAGUAUCUUCCCCAAGUUAACUUGGAGUCAGCACUGCUGCCCGGGUCACUUCCUGCACGCUGCCCGGCCUCCCUCUGGGGCUGACGUGUAACUACGAAUGCACCGGCACGGUAUCUUCAUAGCUACUACCCAGGGUUCAGGGCUUCCCCGCGACAGUGGUGGCGAACCUCUGGCGCGCGUGCCACAGCGGGAUGUUUGUAUCACUAAAGCUCUGAAAGCUUCGCCACCACUGCAGGAGAGGAACAGGUCAAACACACGUCACUGCACAAAGCACCCGACCCGAGUGCUCCACCUGCUGGUUCUUCGGGGAGCCCUUGUCAGGAGCUCACUUUCCAAAUCCCAAAUUAUAUUUUUUUCCUGUACCAAAAGAAUACUUUUUGAAGUUUUUCAAAAUCAAAUAGAGAAAGGAACAUAUUCUUAUAUAAAUAAAAUUUCGCUAAUUUUUUCAAAGAACAGAAUUUUAAUACAUGUAAGUUAAUCAUGACUCUGAGACACUGUCAUCAGCAGAUAAGAACUGGUAACUACCGUUUACCAUAACGAACACUAACAGAACACAGCCACACCUCAAUUUAAGGUUGUGGUGGAUUUCCUAACUUGUCAGACUACACUGAAAAACUUUGAUUUCAGAAUGACUGUGCAGGUUGUUCUCUAUUCCAACCUCAGAGCAACGAACAAAAAAAGAUUUCAAAUGACAGAAAAACAAUUAUUUCAAGAUUAAAGAAAUAAAAUUUAAAGCUCCAAAUAUUCUUAUAUUACGUUUUAAAAUGAACUUCUUGUCUGAUUAGUUACCACAGAUAUUUAUUUUUCUUAAUCUACCAACCAGGUGUACAGACUUACUUUGUAGGCCACUCCACUUAGCUACAUAAUAGAUCCAGCGAUGCUACCCUGUAAUUAUGUUCUUGAUGCAUAUGUUUUCAAUCUGCCCUCAGAUUGGGGGGGAACCAGGCA
This is a messenger RNA of Fukomys damarensis (Damara mole-rat), 1715 nucleotides long. It is a transcript of the gene Pln, whose product is annotated as phospholamban. The coding region runs from base 437 to 595 and encodes 52 amino acids. The transcript is spliced from 4 exons. Gene Ontology annotation, cellular component: membrane; sarcoplasmic reticulum. The record is from RefSeq and is a predicted model, not a curated record. Gene Ontology annotation, biological process: negative regulation of calcium ion import into sarcoplasmic reticulum; negative regulation of heart rate; negative regulation of ATPase-coupled calcium transmembrane transporter activity. NCBI's taxonomy places the organism in Eukaryota, Metazoa, Chordata, Mammalia, Rodentia, Bathyergidae. Gene Ontology annotation, molecular function: ATPase inhibitor activity.